CAUUCCUCAAAAGAAUAAACACAAUCCAUCUACCCCGUCACUCAAGUAGACAUCUGAACAGACCAAAAUUAAAAAUCCAACACUCUCAUGUCGGAAUCAUUGCUGUGAUUGAGAUAAAGUAAGAGUGUUUUGAAUUAUCAGUAACUUGAUGAAAUCCAAUCUCUCCCUCUCAAGAACUCACUCAGAUUCCUGAACAACUUUUUCAAAUCUCUGCUCUGUUUUUUCACAUCCUUUUUGGCUUUCGACCUCAGAUAGAAUAUUAAAGUCUGAAACUUUUACUUGGGGAAUCAAAACGGCGUCUUCCAAGGAUAUCAACUGAGCUUGACAGUUUGGCUCGAAAGAUCCACAGCCCGUUUCAUAUUGAAUGGUUUUCUGGUGACCCAUUUCGUUUGAUGGAGGAAAUUCAAGCAUUUUGUGCUUGAAUCUCCUUGUUCUUGGGUAUGUAUUGAUAAUAUGGGCGUUUCCUUUUGCUUUUGUUUGGUUUCUGAGUUUUAUUCAGGAGCUAGCUCUGAGUUAGCAUUGUUUCCUGGAGUUCAUUGUAGAUCAAUUGCUUAAUUAACUGCAUUUUCUGGCGUUUUAGUGCAUUGUUGAGAUUUUGGGAACAAUUUUUUUCUUUCAACAGAGUUUGGGUGGUGGCCGUAAAGUGGGUGAUACGUGAUUUCUUAUUGAAGGAUUUAUGUAUUUUCUUUAUGUGAAAUGGUAGCAACUUCAUCAGGUUACUGCUUAAGUUGGCUAAGAUUUAUUGCUUGACCAUAGCUAUGGUGAUUAGUGGGAGAUGAGAUUGUGACUGAUUUGGAAGUUUCUUUUUGUUUUACUUCUAUUACUGGAUUGGGAUUCUGAAGAGGUGAAUUUUUUUUGGAGUUAAUAGUAUAAAUUUAGAUUCGUUUGGAUGGCAUCUGUAAGGAGAACACUGUCUCCAGUGCCUAGAGCUGGAACCUUACUAAAUGGGGAAGUCUGUCAAGUUCCUUCUCCCUUGUCCAAGUCCUCGUCCUCCACUCAAAACUUCCAAACAACUCGGGGAUUUUUCUCUUCUUUUCUCGGUCUAUCAGAUUCUCAAGCUUUUGUUCUUGGUGUCUUUUCGCCGAGGUCUUCUAGAUCACUGGAGAGGUCUAAACCUAGAGGGCAAGUUUGGAGGAGGGCUGUUUUCCAUUUCUUAGUUUGUUUUGUGGUUGGGAUAUUUGUUGGUCUUACUCCAUUUGUAUCAAUGAAUCUAUCAGCAAACCUUAUAUCAAAGAGUCAAGCCUUUUCUUUCGAGAUGGUAUCAACUGUUGGGAAUUUUCAGACUUUUGAAGUAAUGACCACAAACAGGACUUCCACAACUGAGAGUGAACUUGCCGAGAACAAUACUGCAAUGGAGCCAGAAGUGAAGGAAGUGAAGCUAGCUGAUGUAGUUUCCAACCAUGCACCACCCAUUAACCAGUCAAUCCCUGAAAUUUUGGAUACGGCGUUUCAGAAGCUUUUGAUAGUUGUGACCCCAACAAAUGCUCAACCCUUUCAAGCAUACUGUUUGAAUCGUUUGGCACACACAUUGAAACUGGUUCAACCUCCACUAUUGUGGAUAGUUGUAGAAAUGACAUCUCAAUCUGAGCAAACAGCUGACAUCCUAAGACGAACUGGGGUCAUGUACAGGCAUCUUGUUUGUAAUAAAAAUCUAACUGAUAUAAAAGAUAGAAGUGUUCACCAGCGGAAUGUGGCUUUGUCUCACAUUGAAAAUCACCAUCUUGAUGGAAUUGUCUACUUUGCAGACAGUGGUAACAUUUACUCAGCUGAUCUUUUUGAGCAAAUGAGGGAGAUCAGGAGAUUUGGAACAUGGACAGUGGCCAAAGUAACAGAGAACAAAAGCCAAGGUAUCUUAGAGGGCCCCAUUUGUAAUGGAUCUCGUGUUGUUGGUUGGCAUGUAAAUGAAUCAAGUAGGAGAUUCCAGAGAUUCCAUGCUGACAUGUCAGGUUUUGCCUUCAAUAGUACCAUACUUUGGGAUCCAAAGCGGUGGCAUCGACCCACUCUUGAACCUAUUAGACUGUUUGACACUGUCAGGAACAACUUCCAGGUUAGCUCAUUCAUUGAGCAAGUUGUGGAAGAUGAAAGCCAAAUGGAAGGCAUGCUAGAGAACUGCUCAAGGGUCAUGGUUUGGAAUCUACACCUAGAAUCGUCUAAUUCCUUCUAUCCUCCCAAAUGGUACACCAUUAGUAAUCUGGAUGUCACUGCCCAGCUUGCAUGAAGUUCAGGAGUCUGUAUGAACAGUGAAGGAAAGAUCUGUCAAGAAUCAUGGGUAAUCCUUAAUGCAGUACUAAUUCUUCAUCUGGAUGAAUCCUGCCUGCUUAGUUGCCCAUCCAGAUGGCUGGUUGACAUAUGCACUCGAAUUGGCAGAUUAUUUGCAUACGAGUAAACAUUUUCAUUGUACAGUUGGAUCAACUGGUCAUUUUCUGUGCUGCCACUGCUUCCAAACAAGUGAUUAUUUUUUGACCAGUUAGGAAAUGGAUGGUCUAAAUGUAAACCAUCCAGCGAAUUCAAGCAUGAUUCGAAGUUUUUUUUCUCUCUCUUCAUCCUUUAGCCAUUCCGAUGGUGUGUAAAACUUCAAGCAAAUUUUGAAUCUCUAGCUGGUGCUGUGUUCUACUGA
Messenger RNA from Manihot esculenta (cassava), 2617 nucleotides. RefSeq names its product probable beta-1,4-xylosyltransferase IRX9H. The record is from RefSeq and is a predicted model, not a curated record. Gene Ontology annotation, cellular component: Golgi membrane. NCBI's taxonomy places the organism in Eukaryota, Viridiplantae, Streptophyta, Magnoliopsida, Malpighiales, Euphorbiaceae. The coding region runs from base 890 to 2218 and encodes 442 amino acids. The transcript is spliced from 4 exons. Gene Ontology annotation, molecular function: galactosylgalactosylxylosylprotein 3-beta-glucuronosyltransferase activity; xylosyltransferase activity. Gene Ontology annotation, biological process: plant-type secondary cell wall biogenesis; glucuronoxylan biosynthetic process.